GAAACAACCAAGAUGGCGGGAUAGGAUAUAAACAUUCAGAUUAGCAUUAGAUUUUUUCUCUCUUUGGCAUCAUGCCCAGUACCAUUGUGCCAAUCAAUCUGACCAGGAGCCAUUCUAUGAAGGCGGCUCCUGAGGGUCUGAGAUAUGGCAAUUUUGAGGGCAUUGUCUACCUUCCACCAGUGAAGUCAGACUCGUCUUUAGGUGUCCAGAGUUAUUCCAAGUAUAACAAUCAACAAAUUUACAAGACCAUUUGUGAUUGGUUUGAUUCUUGGAGGCCAUGGCAGCAGAAGACUCUGUUGUAUGGAAUUGUAGACAGGUGCAGCACAAGACAGCUUGAUAUCCUGGCUACCACUCUGGAGCCUGUCAAACACAGGGACUAUGCAGCUGCCUACAAACUCCGCUACCCACUCUCUCCCUUCAUGAACUCAAAGACUAGAUCUGACAUUCAGGAAAGUAGAACCCCAUCCAAAGGAGGGAGCAGGCAGUCUUUGAGGAGCGAGAACAACAGUGUGUACACCAUAGCCAGCAUGUAUGAUGAAAAGGUUUUAAUUGGGUCUCCUCAGAAGCAGCCUUCGACUGCACAGUCUCUCAAGUAUGAGCAGGAGGAUCUGUUGUCCGACUCCGCAGUCAGUUCAGUGCCCUCAACAGUCAAUAAAGAAGGCACUGCGGGGACCAUGGUGUCGGGAAAACUGGGAGUAAUCAGAGAAAGAGCUGUCUUCUCAGAGAGGACAGAGUUAUCUCCUGUUCACAACUUUGCCGACAACUUGGCAAGUACUAUCAUGCAGAGUGCCAUGGAGGAAGUAGCUAUAUUGGAGAAGUUUGUGGAGAGAGAAAAUACAAUGUUUACUGAAGAGAGUAAGCCACCAUCUAGGAGGUCCAGUCUGAAGAGGAGCCAGUCACUGACGGCUCGGAAGAAGUCGGAUCUAAGUCUCAUUCCUCCCCCAGGUAGGGAAUUUCGAAUCAUCACUCCAGGCGUGCGGUCUAUGGUGGAAAAGACUGAGCUGCCAAAACCAGGCACUGAGCUGACCAGAAGUCUUUCAAAUAUUUCGAGGAAAAGUGUGUCAAACCUUAGGUAUGAGUUCUAUGGAGCCCCUACUACUAUCAGCACUCCUGAUUUCUUCUCCAAAAGAGGACUGGCCAGAGAAGGUUCAAUGCAGAAAGAGAUUCGACAUGGGCAUGUGAAGAAGCCCAGGUAUCUUCGAAAUGUUCCCAUUUCCUUACAGCGGUCAUUUAAAGGAGUCAAGUGGUGGACAGAACAGCCUCAUGAGGGAAUGGUUUUCAUGAAAGCCAAAAAGAAAGAUCUGAUUGCUCACUUCAAGGAGCAGCUUCUUAAAGUCUGGAAUUGGCUUGAUAUGUGGGAGGAUUAUGAGAAGAUUAUUUUGCUGAAGGAAAUUAUUAAGAUUGCUGGUUCAGAGGUGUUAAACUCCAUGUAUCACCAUAUACAACAGAGACUCCGGGGUUCAAGAGACAUAAACAGACUGUCAGACAAAAUUCUCCUGUACAUUUUUUCCUUGUUGAUGCCAAAGGAUGUGUACAUUUCAGCUCAGGUGUGUCGGCGAUGGCGGUUCCUGUGUGCCACUGAUAGUUUGUGGAUGAUCAAAUGUCAUGAACUAGGGUUAGAGGAAGGAAUAAUGAACAUGGAAGAAAUAGUACUGAAGGCCAACACAAGGAAGAUGGGAAUUGACUGGCGGCUGGCUUAUAAUGAACUAAAGAGGCUGACUAACAUGAUGAAGAGAGAGGCCAGAGAGAGGGAGUUAGCUGCAAGAGAAGAAGCUGAGAGACUUCGACAACUGAGAGCUGAGCUAGAAGCCUCAAAACGAAAAAUAGUUUACCGAAAACCAAGUUUAGCCAGUGAUAAACAAAAUAUAGAUUCUACCCAUACAAUAAAUCAGGUUGCCUCAGAGCAACCUCCGAAAUUUCAGCUGAGAUCUGAAGACAUUUUAAUUCAGUACCAGAGGAUGUUUAACUAUGAUGUCUACACUCCUCCCACAACAGCAGAUGAUAGAAGAAACAUUUCUACUGCACAAGUUGAUAUUGAGGUUAAGCGGGGUACUCAAGCUGCAAUUGAGCAAGAAGAGGCUGAGAGAAGGCAGAGAGAGGAGGCAAGAAAGAGAGAGAAGUAUGCCAUCAAAUUUAAGAGAGAAAGAAAAGAGGAUGCCAACAAAAUAGAAGAGGAUGCAAAAAGUGAUGAAGGAGAUGAUGUGUCUGAUGAAGACCUCUCUCAGUAUGGAGAUUUUGUAUAUCAGGCAUGUGAAGAGGAAGAUGAUGAUCUAGAUGAAAGAGAGCAAACCAGAUCUCAGCCAUAUUGGAAACCAUUAAGAAAAUCUGGGGCAAAUGACAAACCAAAAGAACUGGAGAAGAUUGAGGCAGACCACCAAAUGGAGCAGAAGCAAAGAGAGAAAGAAGAGAAGAAGAGAUACCUAGCAAGGAAGCAGAAGACUAAUGUCAGCGAGUUGAAAUCAAUGGUAAAGCAAAAACCUCAGCCAAGAAAACCAAAAGACGAGCUAGCUCUAGAUGUGAGGACAGAUCUGGUACAGGCAGAGGAUUUACUGGGUAAAUCUGCUCCAAACUUGCAUUUGGAGUGGAAGAAAGAAGAAGGUCAGCAGGAAGAGGAUGAAUACAAACUUUCUGUCCAGAGAUACAUGGGGGUGGUUAAGAGCGUUCGCAGGGUCCGGAAGCUUCAGGGCCACAUGAACGGGGUGGUCUGUGUCCACUUUGACAAGAAGCGCCUGAUCUCGGCCGGAUUGGACCGGUGUAUACGAUUGUGGGAUGUCCGCAGUGGUCAGAGCAUCCACAAGUUUUAUGGACAUAAGGGAGGGGUGCGGUGCCUUCAGUUUGAGGGAAACACACUCGUAACAGGAUCAUGGGACACAACUCUAAUUGUUUGGGAUCUGAAGACUUUUGAGAAGAAAGCUAUUCUUGGCGAUCAUCGGGGUUGCGUGUCUUGUGUCCAGAUGCACCAUAAGUAUAUAGUGUCUGGGUCUCACGACAAGACGGUGAUGCUGUGGCACAGACUGACCUUUCUACACGUCAAGACCAUCGUGCCUGGCCACAAAUCGGGGAUUCAAUGCCUGCAUUAUGACGGAGAAUGUGUCGUCACAGGCUCAAGUGACAUGACACUACGCCUUACAAAUGUCGAAACCGAGCAGUGUUUGCAUGUUUUUGAAAAUGGCCAGAACCAAGUUUUGUCAGUUUUGAUACAAGGUGACCUCCUCCUGAGCGCUGACACCCAGGGACAUGUGUAUUUCUGGAAUGCUCGCACUGGUCAAAGUGAGGCUGCGAUACAGGCCCAUGAUGCAGCUGUGAACAAGAUAGCUUUCCACAAGGGACGGUUCUUUACAGCAGCUUCUGAUUGCACAGUGAGGGAGUGGGACCUACUGACCAUGACCAGUGUCCGAGUCCUUCAAGGUCACAAGGGGCCCAUCAGGGACGUGAAGGUCUCAAACGAACGCAUUGUGACGUGUAGCGAUGACGGAACCAUUCGUAUCUGGGACCUCAUCGAAACCAAACGAACUUUGCGUCAUAAAUGAUUGCUGUUAUAGACCAACUAACGCCAUAAGUGACCACGUGACCAGAGGAAGACCAGACACGUUGUCUAUGGAGACACCCGCGUUAUUUAGCUGUAUUGUUAUUAUUUUAACGUUGAACUGAACUGUGAUACCUCGCUCUAUAUCUAUACCGUUUUGUUUCGUACUUUUCAUAAAUUUAUUUAUGUGUCAUUUUGAAUUUAAGUUUUAGGAGAAACAGUACUUGCCAUUCCUUUUUUAUUUAUUUUCUUCAAUUUUUGCAUAUCGUAGCAUUCUUGAAAAGAAUCCGGUUUUUUUUUUAUAAUCUGUGCACGUAUUUCUAUCAGCUUGACUUAUUAGUCAUCAUCUUUAAUGCAUGUCUCGUUUUACUUCUAUCUUUAAUACGUGCUCCAUAACAUGCAAUUUAGGCAGUCGGUUUGCUUAGUAGAUGCAAAUAUAUUUGAUUAAAAGCAACAAUUAUUUUCGAUUUACGUCUUAAGUUAGAGGGACCACGAUGUGAAAUUCUUUCUAAAUUGUUUUUUCUCAUUUGAUAUAAAAUGCGGUUUUUCUUUUUAAAAAAAAUUAUGCAGUUUAUGCUUACUGAAAAGAAUAUAUAAUUAUAUAAAUAUAUAUAAAAUGUAAAAAGAGGUUUAUUAGCUUGAGAAAUGGUUCAUUUCUAGUGAAUUACUGUAAACUCCGUUAAACAGUUUGAUGAUUAUGCAAUGUUAACACCAUUCUGCUUCAGUCAGCGAGUUACAUGUAAUAUGUAGGUGGUGGAAAUCGUUUAUAUCCAAAUACUUUUAAACUACUUUUGUGGGGAGUUCACAUAGUUAAUCAACAGGAAACGGGCGCAGUCUAUUUGUACAUGUAUGUGUAUAUGUGUAGUUUGGUAUUCUGCUAAUUGCCUUGAUUAAACGCCCAGUAUUAAACAUGGCUAGUCACAUACUUGUUUGUACCACCAGUGCAUAAUCAAUUUUCAAUGUGGCAAAAUAUGUUGUGAUAUGAUUAUUAUUUAUUCUCUCAAAUCGCUCAAUUUUAUGGCUAUAUUUCUAUAUUUUUACAUACUAGUAUAUAUAUAUACGACAUAUACGUUUUUUUAAUCAUAUGUACGAUUGUCUUUACUUCGUAUUUUUCUAAUUAUUUAUUAUCAAACUAUUUAUUAUAUCUAUAUCAAUCAUUUUAACAUAUUUUGUAUCGAAAAUCAUGUCAUCUUUUAUUUGUAUUGAGUGCUCCAGAUUUGUUCCGGACGGGAACCACCAAAUAUUCAAUAUAUCAAAACACUGUACGGUCUGCAAUCAACUCACUUGUUCCAUCUAAAAAAAAUAUUUUUCCGAUAUGAAUUUUCUUGGCAAAAAUAUUUUCACGUGUAAAGUGAACAAAGAGCCACAUAGUUUAGCUUUUAAACUUUGACACAAUUUGAAUCCAUUUAAAGCCCUAGAAAUGGCGUAAGCAAUCCAACCAUUUUUUACGUUUAUUUUUUGAUUCAGUGCAAAAUAACGAUAAUGACCUUAUGUCACAAAAAAGACUUCCUUAAUUCAGUAUAAUGUAUCUGGGGGUGGGAAUAUUAACAUAUUGUAAUUUAAGCUCUGAAUAGACAAACAAUUUACAAUGUUUUAGAAUGCUUAAGUUGUUGAUUGUUGACAUCGUCUUCAUCUGUGCCUUUCGAAUGUUUGGUUUUGAACUUCGUACAAGCCGUCUUUCACCGAUGUUACAAUAGACAUUGAUGGCUCAUAAAAGUUAAAAUUGCACAUCUUAUCGGGCUAUUAAGAACGCGAGAUUGCAUUUAUAUUGCCUAUAUUGUCAUCUAAUGCUUCAAGAUUUGUGAUGUGUUUUUUUACUCAAUAGUUUGAAUAAAACGUUGAAAUGUUA
Molecule: messenger RNA, 5375 nt
Organism: Magallana angulata
Lineage: Eukaryota; Metazoa; Mollusca; Bivalvia; Ostreida; Ostreidae
Exons: 23
Coding region: 72-3530 (1152 amino acids)
Cellular component (GO): nucleus
Molecular function (GO): protein binding
Source: RefSeq, a predicted model, not a curated record